Messenger RNA from Tetranychus urticae (two-spotted spider mite), 2139 nucleotides. RefSeq names its product very long chain fatty acid elongase 6. Gene Ontology annotation, cellular component: endoplasmic reticulum membrane. The record is from RefSeq and is a predicted model, not a curated record. NCBI's taxonomy places the organism in Eukaryota, Metazoa, Arthropoda, Arachnida, Trombidiformes, Tetranychidae. Gene Ontology annotation, biological process: fatty acid elongation, polyunsaturated fatty acid; fatty acid elongation, saturated fatty acid; fatty acid elongation, monounsaturated fatty acid. Gene Ontology annotation, molecular function: fatty acid elongase activity.
UUGAAACCAUUGAGAUUAAUCUAGUGAAUUAAUGUCAACUCUAUGACUGGUCUACCAUCUGAUUGUGUCAAACUUGAUUAACACUCUUACAACAAUAGAAUAAUCAUCACCCUGCUUUUUAAUCAACUCAACUUACAUCAGAGUGGUAAUUUAUCAACAUACAUGUAAUUGCCAUUAUUAUAAUGGAGAAAACCUGUUUCUAAUAUGGUCUCAUAUUUGGCUCGUCCCUUUCCUAAAAUGUUAGCUUGAAUUGAGAAAGCUUUCUUCAGGUAAAACCACACCAUAUUCAGAAAAAGGCGGACUCAAGGGGAGUGUGAUGAUUCUAUCAAUGACUCUAUCAUUGUCAGACUUUUCCCAGUGAAACGGUUAACUGAUCAGGCUAAUACUAUCUUCAGGUGAACCUUGUGAGCUUACAAAUUGUAAGUUUUUUAAAAUUAAAAUCAGCCGAUUGUUCUGUUAAGAGAGAGCUUUGAGUGAAAAACGUGUUCUUACAUCUGUAAUAACUCUCCAGAAUAUCUUCAGUGAAAUACUUGACUCCUUGGUUGGUUCGACGAAUUUAUAGCUGGUCUAUCAAAUAAUCACUUGUUUAAACAGUGAUUAUCUAACAUUUAAAUUAGUCAUCAAUUUUUGAUAUCAACGUUUAAAACAAUUGAUAUUCAAUCACCUGUCUAGUAAAAAGAGCUGCUGUUAACAUUGGUCAACCCAGUAGCGGCAAAUAUCUGAUGAUCCGGUGAUUACAAAAUUGUUAUGUGGAGAUUUAGUUAACCUGCCAAAAUUUGAAUUACAGUGGUGUUUUAUCAACUUAUUUGAUUCAUUGUAAUUUUUAAUCAACUUUUAACAUAAUUUAUCUUCACCUCUAUUGGUAAGUCCUUUUCAUUUGAUUGAUGUUUUCAUCCCUAAGCUGAAUAAACUGUCAGUUUAUUAAAAACUGUAUCCUCUUUGAGUUAGAUCUUCAGUUUAUUUUAAUUUUUGCUCCAUUAUUUUUAAAAUUGUGUGUGACAAUUAAAAACAUCUUCAAAUUGAAACCAAGCUUUGCCCAUUCCACAACUGGUUGGAUGAAAUCAUUUCCCAACCAUAGCCAGCUGAAUACAAUAAUCAAAUAAAAUGGACUCGCCAAUCAUUACUUCAGACCCUUACUUGUACCGGUCCAAUGCUGUAUCACCAAAUUACACUUUCGCAUUUCCCUUCGAGAAAUCAUUUGUUUAUACUGAUGCCCGGGACUGGAUGAGAGGCCAUUGGCAAACUGCUUUCUAUUGGAUUGCUCUUUAUUUAGUCAUGGUUUUUGGGGGUCAAGCAUACAUGUCCAACAGGCAACCUUUUAAAUUAAGACCGCUUCUUAUUCUUUGGAAUACUAGUUUGGCAAUUUUUUCAAUCCUUGGAACCAUCAGAAUGAUGCCAGAGAUGAUUCACAUUCUGAGAAACUUUGGCUUCUACCAUUCAGUCUGCAAUCCAAGUUAUAUUGAAGUCAGCCGAGUCGCCGGAUUUUGGACUUGGGCAUUUGCUCUCUCUAAGGUUCCCGAACUCUGUGAUACGCUUUUUAUCGUUUUUCGCAAACAGAAUCUCAUCUUUCUUCAUUGGUACCACCACAUUACAGUCCUAUUGUUCACCUGGUACUGUUACGCUGAGCACAUUUCACAGGCUCGUUGGUACAUUUGUAUGAACUAUGUGGUCCACUCAUUCAUGUACAGCUAUUAUGCUCUUCGAGCCUCUGGUUUCCGAGUACCAAAGCCAAUCGCAAUGUGUAUUACCAGUUCACAAAUACUUCAAAUGAUUAUGGGAUUCUAUGUAACCUACUAUGCCUACGAUAAAACUGCACAAGGUUAUCCUUGUACAGCUACUCCAGGCAGUAUUAAGUGGGGUUUACUCAUGUAUGCUAGUUACUUCGUGCUUUUUGCCAACUUUUUCAUCAAUUCAUACUACCGUAAAAACAAAGGUGUAUCUCAACGAGGAAUGAGCGAUGCAUCUUUUGUGAAUUUUGUUAACCAAAAAACCUUGACUAAAACCGAUUAAGCUUUUUUUAACGAUUAUUGAAAUAGCAACUUUAACAUUAACUUUAAUAUUUAAAACAAGAUACGAAUAAUGGUUGAAAAUUUGUUUAAUAAAAAAUAACCGUGGACAUGGCGGUAAACAUGACACUGA